AUGAAGACGGCCAUAGUGACUGGUGGAACCCGUGGAAUUGGACUUGGGAUUGCAAAAUGCAUGGCUCGAGAUGGAUACGAUCUCGUAUUAGGUUAUCACACAAACCAUGAAGCAGCGACGAUUGCUCAAGCAGCGAUUGAAAAUGAAUUUCGUGUCAAAGUGAUAUGCUGCGGUGGAGACAUUUCCAUUCCCGAAACGAUGGAACAGCUCUUCACCAUCGUACGUACCCAUUUUAACAAUGAGCUUACGGCAUUCGUGCAUAAUGCUGGACUUCGCGUUGGCAUUACAACUGAAUUAACCGAUGCUCAGCCGAAAGCAGAUGACGACUUUGAAGCAAGCUUUGACUACUAUCAAAAAGUCUAUCCACGUGCUUUCAAACGAGGCUUGCAGCUAGCAUUAAAAUGUACAGGUCUACGUCAUGUCAUUGCGAUUUCGAGUCCUGGUUGCAAUUCUAAUCAAUCGCCCCGCAUAUUCUAUGAAAAUCCAGGUCAAGCAAAAGCUAGUAUGGAAUUCCUAGUACGGUUAAACGCCUGCGUAUUAGCUAAGAAAGGAAUAAACGUCAACUGUGUUAUACCAGGUUAUGUCAGGACAGAAGCAUGGAAUAAGAUGUUUGAAAAAAACAAGUUCUCACCUGAAGACGCUGAAGAUAGAGUGAAAAGUUCACCUGCUGGGCGUUGGGCUGAUCCAUUGGAAAUCGGUGAAGUAGUAGCCUUUUUAUGUUCUCCACGUGCGGCGUUCAUUACCGGCGUAGCAUUGCCUAUUGAUGGCGGGUUGCAUCUUGUCGGGUGA
This is a messenger RNA of Rotaria sp. Silwood1, 789 nucleotides long. The record is from the annotation of a GenBank genome assembly. NCBI's taxonomy places the organism in Eukaryota, Metazoa, Rotifera, Eurotatoria, Philodinida, Philodinidae.